AUGAGUUGCUCACGUGACUGCGCGACUCAUAUCAAACGCGUCGCCGCCACGCCACCUUUGUCAAAUAGCAAAUUCUACAACUUUAACAAGAUGCAACGGCGCGCAACGAGACUUACACGUCAGUCGGCUGCGGCCGCGGCAAAUAACACCGCCGAUAGAAAUUCAAAGGUAUCUGUAGAAGAGAAAGAAAAUGAAGAAGUUGUGCAAUCUUCUAGAUCCCGCAGGACUAGAACGAGGAAGAGGACGAGGACGGCGCAAUCCCAGCCGAACGUACAGAACGCAGCAGAGUCGGAUUCCGAGAGUUACAUCGACCCGGAUCCUGACACGGACGAUGCGCCCGUCAAAAGACGGAAGAUACAAACGCGCUUGGCUGAUAAGAACGCGAUCAGAGAGCUGUAUGCACGCAUCUUCGGGCAACCUGCCGCACUCCUAGAAGACUCUAAUUCUACUCCAUCACAUAUUGAGCUCCCCACUCGCAAGCACGACGUAAAGUACCACCACCCCCUCCUCCUAGAUAGCCGGCAAGCCCGCACUUCCCUGCUCGAGUGGUUCGACGGCGUAAGCACCGCGCGCAACAUGCCGUGGCGCAAAGCCUGGAUCGACCCCACCGCAGGUCCAAUCAGCCCCGGCGGAGAAGACCUGCGCCAGCGCCUCGAGCGCCGCGCCUACGAGGUCUGGAUCAGCGAGAUCAUGCUGCAGCAGACGCGCGUCGCGGCCGUCAUCGACUACUGGAACCGGUGGAUGGCGCGGUGGCCGACGAUGCGCGACCUCGCGCGCGCGGAGCCCGACGACGUGCUCGCCGCGUGGCGCGGCCUGGGUUACUACAGCCGCGCGACGCGGAUCCAUAAGGCGGCCAAGGCGGUGUGUAAGGACAAGAGUCUGAACGGUCUGCUGCCGAGCGGCGUGGAGGAGCUGGUUAGCAAGGUUCCGGGGGUGGGCAGGUAUACUGCGGGCGCGAUUGCGGCGAUUGUGUUUGGGAGGGCGGCGCCGAUGGUGGAUGGGAAUGUGCUUAGGGUGCUGAGUAGGCUGAUGGGGGUCCUGGGGGAUGUUCAGAAGGAUAAGGGGGUUGUGGAUUUGUUGUGGGAGGCGGCGGAUCGGCUUGUUAAGGCGGUUGCGAGGGAUCGGCCGGGGGGUGGGGAUGGUGAUGGUUAUGUGAAGAGAGAAGAGGAGGGGGAUGAGGAGGAGGAGCCUAGUGACCGGCCGGGUCGAUGGGGACAAGCGCUGAUGGAGCUGGGAAGUACGGUGUGUACGCCGAAACCUAACUGCGCUGAGUGCCCUAUCACCUCGAGUUGUCGCGCGUAUGGUGAAGGUCUUCAAUUAGCUUCAAAGAAGGGGUUGGCGCCUAAGCUUACAGCGAAGAAUACUAUGGCCGAUAUCGAAGAUGCGUGCAGAAUCUGCAAACAAUUCAAAGACUACGCGGACGAUGAUGACGAGGAGCUGGAUAUGAAGACGGAGAUACCCAUCAGACAACAGAAGUCCAAGGCGAAGACGCAGGCUACUUUGCAGUCCUUCGCAUUCACGCAGACCACGACCUCUGCUACCGCUACUACUAUCAAGACAGAAGAGUUCUCUGAACAAGAAACCACGACCCCAAGUCCCGCCGCUAUGGAGGUGAUCGCAAACCAUGCGAAGAAGUUCCCAUUAAAAAAGGUGAAGAAGGCGGUAAGGGAAGAGGAAACGCUAGUCUGCGCUAUCAGACGCAAUGACGGGCGAUACCUAGUGCACCGACGCCCCGAAAAGGGGCUUCUGGCUGGUCUUUGGGAGCUGCCGAGUUACGUGCUCAAGGACCCUAAGAGCAGCACGGCGAAGACGAGGAAGGGGGAGGCGGAGAAGUUUGUCACGGACUUGGUCGAUCGAGGUCGAUCGAAGGGGGUGAGGGUGGAGCAUAUCGCUGACUUGGGAUCCGUGCCCUGGCUCUUCUCGCAUUUGAAGCUGACGAUGCAUGUUCAUCUGUUCGAAGUCGAUUUAAGUGAAGGUCUUGGUGAGGGACUUGAGUUUGAGGGAAGUGGAGGGGCGCGGAGUCGGUGGAGUGAGGCCGGCGUUGUUGAUGAGGAGUCCAUGGGUACUGGGAUGCGGAAGUGUUGGGCCUUGGUGAAGGAGGCUAGUGGAGGAUGA
Annulohypoxylon truncatum is the source of this 2115-nucleotide messenger RNA. RefSeq names its product DNA glycosylase. Gene Ontology annotation, molecular function: 4 iron, 4 sulfur cluster binding; oxidized purine DNA binding; 8-oxo-7,8-dihydroguanine DNA N-glycosylase activity. Gene Ontology annotation, cellular component: nucleus. The transcript has a single exon. The coding region runs from base 1 to 2115 and encodes 704 amino acids. The record is from RefSeq and is a predicted model, not a curated record. NCBI's taxonomy places the organism in Eukaryota, Fungi, Ascomycota, Sordariomycetes, Xylariales, Hypoxylaceae. Gene Ontology annotation, biological process: mismatch repair; base-excision repair.